Molecule: messenger RNA, 2388 nt
Organism: Aspergillus campestris IBT 28561
Lineage: Eukaryota; Fungi; Ascomycota; Eurotiomycetes; Eurotiales; Aspergillaceae
Product: repressor protein
Exons: 4
Coding region: 1-2388 (795 amino acids)
Biological process (GO): chorismate biosynthetic process
Molecular function (GO): shikimate 3-dehydrogenase (NADP+) activity; 3-dehydroquinate dehydratase activity; 3-phosphoshikimate 1-carboxyvinyltransferase activity
Source: RefSeq, a predicted model, not a curated record
AUGGUGCCCUCGUCUUUCCCUGUGACCCGCCCCAGUCGCACCGUCGACCCCGAAGCUUCCCUCGUCCUCGUCGGCAUCCGCGGCUGUGGCAAGCGCUCUAUGGGCUUUGUGGCAGCAACCGCCUUGAAACGCCGCUUCAUCACCGAAGAACACUAUUUCAAAGAGGUUACCGGUAUCUCACGACACGAAUAUCUCCAGCAGUAUGGCAGCCAUGAGUUCCAACACCGCGACAUCGAAGUCCUUAAGCUCAUGCUGGAGAACCAUCGCACACGCUGCGUGAUUGAAUGUGGACUUGGGAGUCUCACGCGCCCGGUUCAAGAAUUUCUCCGCCAGUACUCCGCCACGAACCCGGUCGUGUAUCUCCUGCGCGACAUCGAGCGCAUUCAGAGCUUACUAGGAUUUGAGGACCAAGCAGUCAAGCGCCUCUGCGAGGGAGAUCCGUUGCAUCGGACCUGCUCCAACUUCGAGUUCUACAACAUUGAGGAACGGUCGAGUGUGGUGAACCAGACCGACGAGGAUGCGCCCGAUCGCCGGUCGGUCGACUACUCUUUCAAGCUCAAAGCGGCCAAGGAGGACUUUACGCGCUUCGUGUGUCUGGUGACGGGGACGGAGGUGGAUGACUCGGCCUAUGACUCGCCGUUUGUCCUACUCGAGACACCACCGGAGCAGCGAUCCUUUACCCACGCUAUCUUCGUGCGCUCCUCGGACCUAAUCGAAGGCGCUGUGAACCUCCCCGAGCUGGAAUCGGGUGGCGAUGCCAUCGAACUGCGCGUAGACCGGUGGGGCCCCGGCAUGGCAAGCACCGUGAGCAAGCAGGUUUCUGUGCUGCGGAGAAAUGCGCGUCUUCCCAUCAUCUUCUCGAUCGACAGCACGGCGUCGGGGCUCGGCAGGGACCGCUCCCCGGCGGAGGUGCGCGAGGUAUACUUUGAAGUAGCGGAGCACGGCUUGCGACUAGCCGUCGAGUACCUCGCGAUAGACCUGCUCCAAGAUCCAGAUCAUCUACAAUGGGUUGUGGGCAACCGCGGAAUGACCAAGAUCAUCGGACACCAUACCUAUGAGCCGGAGGAGAGGGUAGCCUGGGAUGAUGACCAGUGCGUCUCCCUCUACCUCGAAGCCGAGAAACUAGGCUGCCAGAUCGUGCGCAUCCUGCGCGUAGCCACCGAGCGCGAAGACAACGCGGCACUGGCCAAGUUCACCAACAAGAUCCAUCUCGGCCGCACGUCGCAGGUCUUCAACUCGAUUCUCACGUCGGUCACGCACCCGGCCAUCGACCGCGCCAACGACACCGGCCGCAACCCGGAAAUCACCUCGCGCGACGCCGUCCAGGCCCUGUUCCAGAGUUACGUGCUCGACCCCCUCCAGUUCUACAUCCUCGGCGCCAGCGUCGCCUACAGUCUCUCCCCCGCCAUGUACAACGCGGCCUUCAAACACUGCGGCAUGGCCCACCGGUACAGUAUCCCCGCGUCGGCGACGCUCUCAGCCCUCGAUCGCUUCGGCCGCGACCCUCACUUCGGCGGUACGAGCGUCGUCCAGCCCUGGCGUGUCCAGGUGUCGCAGAAGCUCGCCUCCAAAAGCCGCCACGCCGAGGCCAUCGGCGCCGUCAACACCAUCAUGCCGCUGCGCGCCCGGCCGGACGGCACCAUGUUCCCGCUGCACGAGCAAGCCACGCGCCGCAACCAGGCCGGCCCUAUCCUCGGCUGGUAUGGCGAAAACACCGACUGGGUCGGCAUUGUCACCUGCGUGAACCGCAACCUCUCGCCGCGCAACACCAUCAGCCCGCUCAAGACGACUGCUCUCGUCAUCGGCGCCGGCGGUAUGGGUCGCGCUGCCGUCUACGCUAUGCUGCGUCUCGGCUGCCGCAAUAUCUUCAUUUUCAACCGCACACGCUCGCGAGCUGACACCGUGGCCCACCACUUCAACUCGUGGGCCGGCUCGCAGGUUGUGCAUGUCCUCCAAUCGCCUGACGAGCCGUGGCCCGCCGACGCCAAUCCGCCUUGUGUCAUUGCGUCUUGUGUCCCUGCGGACCCAGCCGGGACUGAGCCGCCUGCUAAUUUUGAAAUGCCACCCCAGUGGUUGGGUAGUACCACCGGGGGUGUUGUAUUAGAGUUCGCAUACAAACCCCUCGAAACUCCUCUGCUGAAACAAAUGCGCCGUCUGCGCACCGAAACCGGCCGUCCGUGGGUUCUCGUCGACGGCCUCGACAAUGUCUCCGAGCAGGCCAUUGCGCAGUUCGAACUGCUCACUGGGCGAAAGGCCCCUCGUCGACUGAUGACGCGCGAGGCGAGACGCUGCUUCUCUGAUGCUAGUGGGGGCGGGUCUGGUACUGAUCAGAUGCCUACCGUUCAUAACUAUACACAACCCCAGACACUAAAUAUACAUGUGAGAUGA